Phragmites australis (common reed) is the source of this 1849-nucleotide messenger RNA. RefSeq lists its product as uncharacterized. The transcript is spliced from 2 exons. The record is from RefSeq and is a predicted model, not a curated record. The coding region runs from base 11 to 418 and encodes 135 amino acids. Lineage: Eukaryota; Viridiplantae; Streptophyta; Magnoliopsida; Poales; Poaceae.
CCCCCGGCUCAUGGUCGUCGCCUCUUCCAGGGAUGCGGGCGCCACCUUCACCUUUCCAACUCAGCCCCGCUGGCCACCACCUCCCUCCCAACAGUUCCAAAGCCGUCGCUUCCAGUGGAGCCGCAGCCACCGACAAGGCAAGGUGGCCACCAUGUCGCCGAAAUUAGUGGUGAGAAUGGGGUCCCUGGACCUCCAAUCGCGUCUUCCAGUAUUUGUUCCCUCUGAUUUGGUGCACAGUGAGCUGGAGACGAACCCUAGCUCCAUGGCUAGCCGGCAUGGACCUCGCCGUCGCCUCCUCCCCUUGCCGCUCGUCGAGGGUGGGGUUCCUCUACCUUGCUACUCCGGUGGUGCUCUUUGUGCUCCACCUCAGCUUCAUCCCGGGCCACCCUACUGGGACGACGAGCUGGAGAGCAGGUAGUAAGGGUUUGAUGGCCAUGGGAUAAGUUGGUGAAGCCGCUCCAAGAUACAAUGAUGUUCAUAAUUCAUAUUCUCUACCCUCGGUCAGUUUGUUUGUUGCUCCAUGAUAUGAGGAUAAAUUAGCUACAGCUAACAACCUUCAGUUAAUGAACCUGAAUGCAAAAUAUUUACAAAUAUUUAUAGCAUUAGCUUUAAAGAAACAGGUAAGAUCCAUGGUAUAUUAAAAGGAAAGAUUUAGCUUUAUGGUACUUUUGCAAAUUGUUAGUUGACAUUUAUGGAUCAACUUUUGACGUGCAAAUAAUUCACAUUUAUACUCACUUAUUGUUUGUUUACUGUAUUCCUUUCUCCUUCAAAAGUACUACAAUGAAUAACCUUAAUAACAAUCUCAAAAAACGAGACUAAAACAAUUUGCUUGCUGAACUUUAGAUCAGAAAACUCAAUGUACAGUUUUCGUAUAGUUUGCAUUUUCACUAUAGUUUAUCAGGUCCAUUUGUGCAGGAACCAAAACGGAGAGGCAGAUCCUAAUGGCUCAGUAUAGGGGUUCCAUUCAGUUGGGGCACCAUGGUCAUUGCUUACAAGGAAAGCAAGUUCAAAAGGCAUAAUCUGAAGCCAAUACAAGUGAACUUUGUUGAGAAAUAUGCAACAUUACCUACAAACAUUCUGAAAUUGAUUUAUCCUUCAAUAAGGGAGCAUAACACUUUUCCCUUUUCCUGGAUGAAAUAAAAAUAUGUUAUUUAUAAGUGACUAGGUGGCAUUCUGUGUGAAUUCAUGUCACUGUGAUAACCUAGUAGGUGUUACAUAUGUUGAUAUGUUAUCUGUAGGAUUGAGAGGAUUUGUGGAGGCCUAAACUUGCUGGGAAGAUUUCAAUGAUUGAUUCUCCCAGAGAGGUCAUUGGUGCAGCCUUGAAGCAUCUAGGAUCAUCAUAUAACACAAUGGACAUAGAAGCAGAAGUCAGUGGCAGUAAGGAAGCAAUGUUAAAAAGCUUUACACAACUAUAAAAGUACAUAUACGCCAAAUUAAUCAUGUAAUCUCUGACAAGCGACAAUCCAAAUAUUCUGAACAAUAGAUGAAUGUGAUAGAUGCUAAAUGCUCACAAAAGCCAAAUUAUGUUCACUAUAGUUAUCAAGAUUAUUUUUGCUUAUAUAUCCUAAUUAAGUACUUGUUAUCAAAAUAGAUGUUUCUGGUGGAAUUUUUACCUGAAUGGUGUAAAAAUAUGUGAUCCAUUAGUAAGUUCAAACAAUCAGGCUGAGCUGGAUAGCUAGCCCAUUGUCUUGUUUAAUUGGGAAUGUAUGGUGCUUGAUGAAUCCCACUUAUUUGAACCGUUGAGUUUGGAGAAUCUAAUAGUUUGUUUUGUUCCAGUUGGUAUAUAUGAUGAAUUCAAAUCUAUACGACCUCAGCCAUGUGAUUCAGAGGAUGAAACAUUACAUUUCAU